Chiloscyllium plagiosum (whitespotted bambooshark) is the source of this 4199-nucleotide messenger RNA. The record is from RefSeq and is a predicted model, not a curated record. Lineage: Eukaryota; Metazoa; Chordata; Chondrichthyes; Orectolobiformes; Hemiscylliidae.
UUGACACAACCUGGACUGUCAGCUAGACAAUAAGAAAAAAAUUAAAACUACGAGAUCACGAUAAAUUAUUUUUGAUGGUGAUAUGUACUGUUUCAAUUAUAGUUCACCAUUUAGCAAAGGGCUAACUAGACAUUAUGCUAAUUCAAUACUGCACACAGCGAGAUAUUCAAAACUGGCAAAGAGCCAAGCAAAAUAGCUAGCAUUUUGUAUGGAAGAAAACUGAGGAGUGAGGCCAUAGGGCGGAAACAGUCUGUUUCACAGUCUCUUUAGCCUGAAUGUUGGCCAGUUCUGCGACACGAUCAUUUUAUUAGCCUUAUGAGAGAAAACUUCAUAUGAAUAGCAAUCGUCUGUUAUCUGUGCUUUUUGGAUUUUCCUUUUCCAAUUUUAUACAUGCGCAAUGGACAUGAUUGUUACUAAGAAGAUGAUUGUAUGCAUUUCAGAUUUCUUCUGAGAAAAGCUGUUUCUUAAGGUGCUAUUUGUAACAUUGACCCGAAGAAUGGUUACAGUACCUGAAAUAUUUAUAAUGAUAUUUUUAAAGCACAGUGGUGAAGAAAAUGUUCUCUUCUGCUCUAAUAGCUAUUGUUGAAUACUACUGAUCAUCGAACAGAACUGGAAAUAAGUCGACUGCUGGUUUGGAAAAGAUCUUAAAAGUUGUCUUCUGUGUCUGUUACUAUACCUAGAAAGUAUUUCCAUUAAUGAAUUAAGUAAAAUAUAUUUAUAGUCUGUACAGAUACAUUACCUGAAGAAGCCUGUUCAUUAACCUUGUUCUCGACACAUGGGACUAUUUUUGACUUGACAUCUGCUAAAAGAAAAUAUUCUGGAUCUGUUAGAAUGCUGCUAGAAGCACAUUUACCAGUGCUUGACCUGCUUAGCCAAAACUGGAGUCAAUCAUCUUUGAGAAUGUUAGAAAACAAUCUUAAAAUCAAUAGUAAUGAAGAAAGUGGACAGCAGGUACCACAGAAGUUUGUUCCUAGGACUAAUUCCAAGAGUAAUCCAAUGCAACAGACUCAAGGCACAGCUUUAGGUCAUUACAGUGAUGAAGCAAACAGUUCCAGUGAGUCAGAAAGCAGUUCAGAAUCUGACUCUGAGGUUGGAAUUUGCUCAAAUGACACCAGUAGCACAAUACCUUCACAUGUCACUACUUCUGAGUUGGGCCAGACCUCAAAUAGCAAGUGGCAACUUAACAAAUGGUUAAACAAAGUGAACACAGAGAAAAAUGACACCACCACUGUGAGCAAAAAUGGCAAGUAUGGGCUCAGCAACUAUCAGUUGCAACAGAAUGAGAACCAAAACAGGGUGAAAACUCCUUUACUCUGUCAAACAGAUUUCAAAGACCAAGAAAAUCAAACUCUUAAUGGAAAAAAACAAAGGCCUAGAAUGGCUCACAAAACUGUACGUGGUGAACAAAUGUUAUUGACUGAUAAUGAAUCUGCCUCUGAAAGAAAGGUAUUGGGCAAAGAGCAGUCCAAGAAGAUAGUGAAAAUGUCAAUUGAAGAUGAUCUCAGUUUGCUGAACUCAGAGAACCAAAGAAUGAUGUGUAAUGAAGGAGGAAGCCAAGACUUAAGUACAUUUAAACAGGACAAAAUCAAACCCACUUCCAACAAAACAGGGUCAAAAAGAGAACUGGAGACAAUGAAGCACAGGGAACUUGAUAAAAAUGUAUCUAAAUCUACAGAAUUUGUUGGCGCUGAAUGUUUAUCAUCCUCAACCUCAUCAGACUCAAGACUGGAUUCUGACAAUAAAGUGUGUCUUCAAACCAAAUAUCCACCAACUCCUGCUUCACAAGACAACCACAAAGUUCAUGAUUGCAGCAACACUCUCAGCCGAGUCAGGAGCUGUAGUGCUGUCAACUCUGUUACUGGGACUAUUAAUGAAUCAAACAAUGACUCAGAAGGGCAAUUGUUUGCUUUAGUUCCUUUUGGUCGAAAUGAACAACUUUCAUCUUUAAAAGACAAUGGAGACAAUGAGGAACUCAAGUCUCUCUGGGUAAAAAUAGACUUGAAACUUUUAUCAAGAAUUCCUGGACAGUUAUCCAAAGAGUCGCUAACCCAAAAAAAUGUUGCUGAGGGAAUUUGCAACAUCAGUGUCAAUAAAGGUAGUAGUUCUUCAAGGGAGAAACUAUCAACAAGAUCAGUAAGAAAACGCAAGUGUGAAAACAGAAAUGCUGACAAGAAAAGUAAAAAGAACCAUUUUAACAACAAACAUUUUAUUAUGGGACUACCCUCUACUGACAACUAUUCUGCAUCAAAUCAAAAAGCUAUUGUUAUCAAUGAGUUAUCCAAACAAACAAAUGGGACAGAAAAAAUAAUUCAUCCCUUUAUUUCACCAUUACCUGGCAUCUCUAAUCAGAAGUACCCUGAUGAAAACAACAUCACUGCUAGAGGAGGCAAUGAUACUGUUUCACCGAGCAAAUCCUCGUUACCCUUACCUUCCUUAAAUUGGAAAUCUGAGUCUAAACUACAGAGUUGCACUCAAGCCUCCAAUAAAGAUCUCCACAUUAACUCCAACAGCAAUCAACUUUGCAAUAGUCAAUUAUUUCAAACACCUCAAGAAAAUUCAUGGCGUGCGACAUCAAAAUGGCAAAAUGAGUCCUGCAGACCUCGGCUUGUUUUUGAUGACAACAGGCAGCAUAAUGCUGACUACUACAUGCAGGAGGCAAAGAGAAAGAAGCACAAAGCUGAUGCCAUGGUGGAUAAGUUUGGAAAGGCGGCGAAUUAUAUAGAUGCAGCAUUAUCUUUUAUUGAAUGUGGCAAUGAAAUGGAACGUGGACCACUUGAAGCCAAAUCUCCAUACAUGAUGUAUUCUGAAACAGUGGAACUCAUCAGAUAUGCCAUGAGACUGAAGAAUCAUUCAGAUGUAACAGCCACUCAAGCAGAUAAGCAGCUAGCUGCUUUGUGUUACCGCUGUUUGGCACUUCUUUACUGGAGGAUGUUCAGACUUAAGAGGGACAGUGCAGUUAAAUAUUCGAAAGCCCUGAUCGACUAUUUCAAGUGUAACAGAAAAGAAGUGCUAACCAGUGGUAUUGCACAUACUAAUGUGCAUCAGAAGGAAUUGAGCGCACAUCAGUACUGCAGUCGUCCACUUAAACUCAAAUGUACUCAUCAUUGCUGCAAUUUUGGGAAAAAACAGGACUCUGGUGAAACUGCUAAAAGUUCAAACCUUUGGGGAACCAGUGACAAGUUUAUAAGAACAUCUACACCAAUGGUAUCUACAUCCUCCCUUGUUAGUUCAGCUGGAUUGCUUGAGAGCAGUUCCAGUAACCGUGGAUCAUCCCCCUCUUCAACCAUUAACAUUCCACAGCGUAUCCAUCAGUUGGCUGCUAACCAUGUUAACAUCACCAACAGCAUUCUCUACAGCUAUGACUACUGGGAAAUGGCUGAUAAGUUGACCAAGGAGAACAAAGAAUUCUUUCAUGAUCUUGAUGCACAGAUGGGACCUAUAACACUACAAAGUAGUAUGACACAGCUUGUUCGUUACACUCAACAAGGACUGCAUUGGAUCCGAAUCAGUAAUCACAUGUUGUAGUGCUCUUUUUGAAUGAUCACAUUCCAUGUACGUUCAAUUGUAAAGUGCUGAAUUGCUAGUUAAUGCAGAAAGUUUCCUGAACACAUCGAAGGAAAUUUUUGCCACAGAAUUUCAAAUCUUAAAUUCGAUACUUCUUUGAUGUUAAAGGCUUCAGUCUAUGAAUUUGUCAGGAGAUUGAAGAAACAUUGGUGCAAUUUUUUUCAGCAUUAUUUCCUUUUGUUUUCCCUUUUCAGCAGACACUGCUGUCACAUCAAGAAGUACCAAUUGCCAGCUUCUGAAUAUUACAAACUUGUGCAACAAAAGAAUCUAUUUUCACCCUGCUUGUUCAUAUGUCUUCACUGCCAACUGCUCAUGUAUUUCAAACCUUAUUUGCUUUCUCAUUUAGGUUUCUACCUUUUAAGAUACCUUAUAAAGAAAAUCUGAAAUAAUAUCAUAUUAUGUAUUCAUAUUUUAUAAGAAAAAGUAAAAAGGGUAAGUGCAAUUUAUGAUAACAAAUAACAAGUAUCUGUUAAUCAGAAGCAGACAACCAUUUAGGUUAAGAUUGUUGAUGGUGUCAAUAAUGACAGAGAUGAAAUUCCUGCUUAGAAAAAAUAAAAGCUGUCUAAGAAAUAUUGCUCAGAGCAUGUGUUGUAAUUAUGAAUGUGUGUUACGAUUACUUCAUGAUGGUUAAAAGG